Molecule: messenger RNA, 5283 nt
Organism: Leucoraja erinaceus (little skate)
Lineage: Eukaryota; Metazoa; Chordata; Chondrichthyes; Rajiformes; Rajidae
Gene: slc38a8a
Product: solute carrier family 38 member 8a
Exons: 10
Coding region: 3702-5051 (449 amino acids)
Biological process (GO): amino acid transmembrane transport
Molecular function (GO): amino acid transmembrane transporter activity
Source: RefSeq, a predicted model, not a curated record
AUGGGGAAUAUUGGCAAAAGAGACAAAUAAAACUAAGGAGGCAUGUUAAAAGGAUAUUCAAAUGAGAUUAUAUGGAUGAAGAACAAAAGAAGAGGCAACAUGACUUUGGGGAGUAUACUGUGGACCUAUGUGGGAAAUGGAAGAUUUGUUGCCAAAUUUAUAUCAAAUGCAUUAAUAACAUAGUCAUUAUUUCACGGAGUCUCACAGCAUUGAAAGAGUCCAUUUGACCUACUAUGUCCAGGCCAACCAGUGGACUCCCAUUUUAUUAAUCCGAUCAUCCAGCACCUAGCCCAUAGUCUUCAAUGCCUGGGUGAUUCAAGCACUCGUCUAGACACUUCCUAAAUGCUAUCAGUGACUCUGCUUCCACCACUUUCUCAGGCAGUGUAUUCUAGGUACAAAAAAAUGCUGGAGAAACUCAGCGGGUGUAGCAGCAUCUAUGGAGCGAAGGAAAUAGGCAACGUUUCGGGCUGAAACUCUUCUUCAGACUGAACAGACAAUGGUAUUCCAGGUACUCUCUGAUUGAACCUCUCAGAUCCCAUUUCCCUGUCUUCCCUGUUACUCUAAAUCUAUGUCUUAUAGCUUUAUGUCUUAUAGCUUUAUCCUGCUCUUAUAUGACAAAUCAUUUCCUGCUGUCUACCCUACCUAUAUCCCUCAUGUCCCUUCAUAAACUCCUCCACUCCAAGGGACACAGAACCAGUCUUUCUUCAUCUCUCCAGUCUCUCCUCAAAAAUGAAAUGCUCCAUCCCAUUGACAUCCUGAUGUCUGAUGAAGGGUUCCGAUCCAUAAUGUCACCCAUUCUUUUUCUCCAGAGAUGCUGCCUGACCUGUUGAGCUACUCCUGCAUUUUGUGUCUAUUUUCAACAUGCUGAUGAAUCUCCUCUGUACCCUCUCUAUAAAGGCGCCAAUAAUGGGGAUUUCCGUUAGUAUUAUACUGUCAAGCAGGCCAGCAAUUUAAAGGGAACAGAGUGUAAAUGACUACUAAAGUACAGCCAGAAGAACGUAUUUUAUCCAAUGUGUAGCAAGCGCAUCAGAAGGUGGGGACUGUAACAAUUCUGAAUUUAAAUUGUGGAAUGAAGCUGGACAAGUCCUUGCAUGUUUUAUCUACAGUUUCUCUGUUGCGGUAACACUAUAUCCUGCAUUAUAUUUCCUUGCCCUUUAUUCCCGCCCUGUUGUAUGACUGUAUCCAUAUGAUAUGAUCUGUAGAAACAAGGAACUGCAGAUGCUAGUUUACAAAAUAAAACACAAAGUGCUGGAUUAAUACAGCGGGUCAGGCAGCAUCUCGGGAGAACUUGGAUUGGUGCCGUUUCUCACCAGGACCCUUCUUCAGGCAGAUGAAGGCAGCACAGUGGCGCAGCUGACUCUCAUCAUAUUUCCCCUUUUAGUUAACUUAUUUUAGUUAAUUUAUUUGCUGAAUUCUGAACAGCUCCCAAUCCUCAGAUCUGCUGCUUUUUUGGCAGCUUCCCAAUUGCAGAAAUCCAGGUUCAUUCUUGAUCUGGUGAUAUAUGUGCGGAGUCUGUACAUUCCUCCUGUGAUCGUGUAAGUUUGCUCUGGGUGCUCCAGCCCACACCCAAAGCCAUGGUGGCCAAUGGGUUAAUUAUACACAAUAAUUUUCCCCAUGUGCGUAGGUGAGGGGCAGAAUCAGGGGGAAGUUGAUGGUAAUGUGGGGAUGAUAAGGGGUGAAUAAUGGUCCGUAAGAACCUGGUGAACCAAAGGGCGUCUUUCUGCGCUGUAUGACUCCGUGAAUUGGGACCUGGAUUUCGAAGGCAAAGGAAGGCGAUAUCAUCACAUAGCAGAUUCAGUCUUUGCACUUCAUUGGGUGGGCUGGAAUACCAGGUAACCAUGUGUGGCUAGCCAAAGAAAUUGAUUACCGAUCCAGUAUUCAUUGAGUGACAAUGUGGAGAGUCUGAAAUUAGCUGAACCGCAGUCAAAUAAGUUUCAAGACCAGUACUAAUAGGGUUAAUAGAGAAAGAGAGCACUGCUGUGGGAAAAUAGAAAAUGAUCUCAUGGCUGACAUGCUUGUAAUUGGAGUGGGGACUUAACAUUAAAUCCAUAACUUUAAGCUUCGAAAUCCAAGCAGGAGGCUAACUCGCGCGGUUGACUCCUGACACACUAACACCACAGGCUGGAGUCCCAGACCUUGGUGUCACUUUGAAUCACUCACUUCAUUCCUCAUCUUGGAGUUAAUGCAGACACAUUCCUAGAAUUCACAAUGCAUGAAUGAUAUUUGGAGAACAAUGUUCCCUAAAUCCUGUGAUUGGGCUGUAGUGAAAUACUGGUAGGAUCUAUAAACUAUAUGGAAGAUACAUUAGGAAUGUUAAUAUACAGAGGAACCUUGGACUACAAGUCCAUUGUUUAUUGACAAUGGCAGCAUUGGCUCAUGUGGUAAUAAAAGCAGCGAGCCCAUGCCAACCAUCAACCCUCCAAUUACACUAAUACUAUAUUGAUCCCAUUUUAUCCUCCCCACAUUCCCCAUCCAUCUCCCUGGUUCUACUGUUCACCCACACACUAGGGACAAUUUCCUGUGGCCAAAUAACACAGCGACCCUCGUGUCCUUGGGAUGUGGAAGUAAAAAAAAGCACCCAAGGGUCCAUGUAAUCAUAGGGAGAACGUACAAACAACUGUGGUGAACAGAACUUAUCAAGGGAAGUUAGUAAUGGGCAACAAAUGCCUGCCUGGUCAGUGACAGGCAAACCCCCUCAAAAAUGAAUACAACUAAAAGGCUGUGUUCAGAAAGUGAAGGUAAAUUGAACUGAGCACAUUGAAACCACAAAUCAGUUUCACCCUAAUGUGUAAAUUCUAGUGACUAAAGUACACAAUUCAUGCAGGAAAAGCUGAUGAUUCGUUCAGUGAAGGGCCUGUCUGCUUUCACCUGACUCCUGCCAAUGAGCAUCUCUGGAGAGAAGGAAUGGGUGACGUUUCGGGUCACCCAUUCCUUCUCUCCAGAGAUGCCACCUGUCCCGCUGAGUUACUCCAGCAUUUUGUGUCUAUUUUCGGUUUAAAUGAGCAUCUGCAGUUCCUUCCUACACACCCUGCCAAUGAGCAACAGAAUGAAACUCCAUACGUUCCUCUUGAAUUACAAUCCAUAUUUGAGUGCCUCGCAGAGAUGGCCUGAUGAAGAACAAGUUCCCUGCUCACUGAGCAAGGAAAUCCCAUCAAAGCCCAAAUUUCCAAUAGAUGGAAUUUCACAGAUCAGUGGCCAUUUCUCUAAACCGGUUAUUUUUCUCAUUGCAGAAUUAACCGGGUGACCCGCCCCCUCUGAAUGGAGACUGGGAAAAAUGAUCACUCUAUAACCUCACGGCCAUAAAGUAAAAUUUAAAGUGAUAGAAUUGGGUGUUAGUAAUACUAAUUAAUAAUGCGUUGUAAAUCCGAUUAAGUUUUCAGCUCAAGAAUUGAGCACAUUUUCACAGGGAAAUAAAUGCUUUUGAAAUUCCAUCAGGUGAAUGUGACACCUCCAGCCUUGCUCCAGCUAAGGUUUUGAGAGUUUGUGCAGGUCACUGCACCUCUCGUAACAAGCUCCGGAUGGUGAGAAAGAAUGUCCGCCAGUGGUUAAUUGGCCAGCGACCCAUCCAUUCAUAGACUGAAGAGAUUUUGUUCAGUGGCUGUGAAUUUCAGUAAGAAUUGGACAGCAGAAAGGUUCAUGACUGGACAGGCCCUCCUGGAGAACAUUCGGGAUUUCUGAACUAUUGUGCUGAUCAGUCGCAAAUGGAGGAGGCAGCCAGAGAAGGUAUUAGUCUCCUGGCCAAGUUGGACACUGAGGAAGGAGAGAGGCCAAACCUGUCCUCUUCUGGAGCAGUAUUCAUCAUGUUAAAAUCAGCUCUGGGUGCCGGACUCCUCAACUUCCCCUGGGCAUUCAGCAGGGCUGGGGGAUUACACACAGCUAUCAUUGUGGAAAUGGUAUCCCUUGUCUUUCUGAUCAGUGGGCUGGUGAUCCUUGGCUACUGUUCCUCCAUCAGCAGGUGCUCGACGUACCAAGGAGUGGUGAAGGCGAUCUGUGGCCCCACCAUCGGAAGACUCUGUGAAAUCUGUUUCAUCUUCAAUGUCUUCAUGAUUUCCAUUGCAUUCCUUGUCGUGGUGGAAGACCAGCUCAGCAAACUGUGCGAUUCAAUGUCUGACAACGCUACCUCGUUGGGUGCUGUGGAUUCGGAACGGUCUUGGUACAUGGACCGCCGGCUGGGGAUCUCUGCUGUGUGCCUGUUCAUCAUUCUGCCAUUGUCAGUCCCUGAGGAGCUUGGUUUCCAGAAGUACAUCAGCAUCCUGGGGACCUGUGCAGCCACCUACUUAACAAUUAUGGUCGUUGUGAAAUUCUACCUGAUGGAUUUGGAUUCUAUCCCAGAGCUUCACAACCCCAGCACCCUCCCCUUUCUCUCCCACAGUGUCUCCUCAUGGACGGGGUUGUUUACUGUAGUCCCAACGAUCUGCUUUGGAUUCCAGUGUCAUGAGGCCAGCGUGGCUAUCUACAGUAGCAUGAAGAACCAGGCACUCUCACACUGGAUCCUCAUCUCCUGCCUCUCCAUGCUCGCUUGUCUUCUCAUUUACUCCGUUACAGGGAUGUAUGGAUACUGGACAUUUGGUACAGGUGUGGCAGCGGAUAUCCUGAUGUCUUAUCCAGACAACGAGGUGCUGGUUAUCAUGGGCAGGCUGCUCUUUGGCAUCUCCAUUGUUACCAUCUAUCCCAUAAUAUUGCACCUGGGCAGGUCUGUCAUCCAGGAGUUGUGUGUAACGAGCAGGACCAGACAUGUGGCGAGGGCCGGAGGCUAUGGGAGGAGGCCGAGGGUGCUGCUGACCACUGGCUGGGUGCUGCUGAGCCUGGGAGCGGCCCUCUUUGUCCCGGACAUCUCCGAGAUUAUCGGCCUCAUUGGAGGAGUCAGCGCCUUCUUCAUUUUCAUCUUCCCAGGCCUGUGUCUACUGCGGGUGGUGCAGAGGGAAGGUGCCGUUCCGAGAGUAAGGUGGGCUUUGAUUCUGUGGGCAAUGGUGACAAUCCUGUGCGGAGUCUUUAUCUUCGGACAGAGCUCAGCCGCUGCAGUCAUGGAGCUGAUCGAGAGACUGGGUUGAUCGCUGGCCAAGCGAGGCCAGUGUUUAGUAUGUUCGCAAUGCUCACAAAGAACAGACACUGUAACCUUCUUAUUUCAUAAAUUGCUUUAUCUGGAAGCUUGUGUGUGCUUAAUUACAUAUUUGUAAUCUUCAGUUCUACUCUCCAAGGAGUACACAUGAAACCUGUGCAAUGUGUUCUCAUCAUUAAAGCACCUGAUCCCUGUAGUUAUUUCGUGGGUCUGAGAUGUAUCUU